Arachis ipaensis is the source of this 3777-nucleotide messenger RNA. RefSeq names its product protein SEMI-ROLLED LEAF 2. NCBI's taxonomy places the organism in Eukaryota, Viridiplantae, Streptophyta, Magnoliopsida, Fabales, Fabaceae. The record is from RefSeq and is a predicted model, not a curated record.
UACAAUGUUGCCUAAUCCAAUCAUUGCAGUGUCAAAAAAUUGAAUGAAUGAAGAAGAAGAAGAGGAAGAGGAAGUGAAGGUAACAUUACAAAAUCAAAAAUCAAAAGAUCUAAAAAAAAUAGAGAAAGAAAGCAGAGGCAGGGAGGGGAUCGAAUCAACCUCGAACACACAAAAUACAGUUACCGAUUUUUAGUUCUCUCUCUCAUUCAUUCUCUCUCUUUCUCUCUUUCUCUCUCUCCCUCUCUCUCUCUCUCUUCUCUUCGUUGCGAAACUGAAUUGAAUGCUGAUAGGAUCAAUCAUCAAUAAGGUAGAAAGAGAGAAGAAGAAGAGGAGGAAGAAGAAAGAAGAAGAAGAAGAAGAAGAAGAAGAAUGAGCGUGAUUUCUCGGAACAUAUGGCCCGUAUGCGGCAGCUUGUGUUGUUUCUGUCCUGCGUUGAGGGAGCGUUCAAGGCAUCCAAUCAAGCGUUACAAGAAGCUCCUUGCUGAUAUCUUCCCUAAAAACCAGGACGAGGAACCCAAUGAUCGUAUGAUUAGCAAGUUAUGUGAAUACGCCGCCAAAAAUCCCCUUCGCGUUCCUAAGAUAACGAGCUAUCUUGAGCAAAGGUGUUAUAGGGAGUUGAGAAAUGAGAACUACCACGCUGUAAAAGUUGUCAUUUGUAUCUACAGGAAGUUGUUGGUUUCUUGUAGGGACCAAAUGCCUUUGUUUGCAAGUAGCUUGCUUAGUAUUAUACAAAUUCUUCUUGAUCAAACACGGCAUGAUGAAGUGCAGAUUUUAGGCUGCCACACCUUGUUUGACUUUGUGAACAAUCAGACGGAUGGUACUUAUAUGUUCAAUCUAGAUGGCUUCAUUUCAAAACUUUGCCGUCUAGCUCAAGAAAUGGGAGAAGAUGCAAAAAUACAAAAUUUGCGUGCUGCUGGAAUUCAAGUCCUUUCAUCAAUGGUUUGGUUCAUGGGAGAAUUCUCUCAUAUUUCAGUUGAAUUUGACAAUGUUGUUUCAGUUGUUUUGGAAAAUUAUGGUGAAGUCCAGAAAGAUGCUCAACGGAAUGCAGCCAGGCUCUAUUCUUGGAAAAUGAUAGUGAAUGAAAAAGGAGAACUUCAAGUGUCAAAGGAGGAUACAGCAAACCCUGGAUUCUGGUCACGAGUUUGCAUACAGAAUAUGGCAAAGUUAGCCAAGGAGGGUACAACUGUUCGACGAGUUUUGGAAUCCUUGUUCCGCUAUUUUGAUAAUUCAAAUCUCUGGUCUCCUGAUCAUGGUCUUGCUCUUUCUGUCUUGCUUGACAUGCAGUCGAUAAUUGAAAAUUCUGGACAGAAUACACAUUUGUUGCUGUCCAUUUUAGUCAAGCACCUUGAUCACAAGAAUGUUUUAAAGAAUCCUAAUAUGCAACUUGACAUUGUUGGCGUUAUUAGUUGUGUUGCUCAACAUACAAGAUCUCAACAAUCUGUUGCCAUUAUUGGUGCAUUGAGUGAUAUGAUGAGGCAUCUACGGAAAAGCAUACACUGCUCCCUUGACGAUUCAAGUCUGGGGGCUGAAGUGAUACAAUGGAACCAAAAAUACCGACAAGAAGUAGAUGAAUGCCUUGUACAGUUAACAACUAAGAUUGCAGAUGCAGGUCCUGUUCUCGACACAAUGGCUGUGAUGCUGGAAAAUAUGUCUAGUAUUACAGUUAUGUCCAGGACCUUGAUUUCUGCAGUUUAUAGAACUGCUCAAAUAGUCGCGUCAAUACCGAAUUUGACAUAUCAGAACAAGGCAUUCCCCGAGGCUCUAUUUCAUCAGUUACUCUUGUCGAUGGUCCAUCUGGACCAAGAAACCAGGGUGGGUGCACACCGCAUAUUUUCUGUUGUUCUUGUGCCAUCAUCCGUUUGUCCACAACCUCAACAUUCAGCGGAUAUUCAAAGGGUGCUUUCAAGAAACACGUCUGUCUUUUCUUCUUCAGCUGCACUCUUUGAAAAGUUGGAGAGGAAGCCAGCUACCAUUCAAGAAGAAAGUCAUUCAGAUGGAAACACUGGUGAUAACUCUAUUUUUAACAGAUUGAAGUCAACUUAUAGUCGGACAGCUAGUAGAAGAUCUUCUUCUAUUGAAUCUCUGGAGAGAAAGAAUUCAAAGGGUAGUAGUUCUAUAAUAAAUAGAUUAAAGUCUAGCCGAUCAGGUAGUGUAAGAAGGACUCAGCCCGAAGAAAAUAAUACUACAGAUAGUUCCAAUAAACAACUGGCAUUACCCCUUAGGUUGAGUAGUCAUCAGAUUACUCUUAUGCUAUCAUCUAUCUGGGCUCAGUCCGUCUACCCCAUGAACACCCCUGAAAAUUUUGAAGCAAUUGCUCACACCUUCAGCCUUGUCUUGCUUGUUGCUCAGAGUAAGAAUUCCUCUUAUGAGGCCUUAACUGAAAGUUUUCAGUUGGCAAUUUCCUUGAGGAGCAUUUCCCUCAAUGAUAAAGUCAAACUUCAACCAUCACGGCGCAGAUCUCUCUUUACACUGGCAACAUCCAUGAUUGUUUUCACUUCCAAGGCCUACAAUAUUGGUUCUCUCAUUUCUAUUGCUAAAAUGCCACUGACAGAUAAGACAUGUGAUCCAUUCCUGCAACUGUUAAACGACAGCAAGUUACAAGUUGUUCUUGAUACAGCUAGACAUUCAAGUAGAGUUUAUGGAUCAAAAGAGGAUGACGCAGCUGCUUUGAAGUCACUUUCAGCUAUAAAAUUGACAGAAAGCCAGUCUAAAGAAUCAUUUGCUACCAUGAUAGUACAGGGUCUAGGAAUUCCAAUAGAUGAAUCAUCCACCUUAAAAGAAGAGCUACUUCGUGAAUUUUCACCUGAUGAUGCUUGUCCACUAGGAGCCCAAUUAUCUACUGAGACAACAGAAAUCUAUCAGGCCGGGUUGAAAGAUGAUAAACAUUCCGAUAUGGUUGAUAUUCCAUUAUUUACUAUGGAUGACGACAUUCCAUCUAACGGAAUGGAAAUCCAAGUUCAUCCUAAUGCACAGCAGCCUUUAGGAAAUACAAACCUUUUGAGUGUUGAUGACAUUUUGGGUUCAGUUUUGGACACAACCAAUCAUGUAGGGAGAAUUUCUACAUCAACGGCUCCUGACAUGAGUUACAAAGAAAUGGCUCUCCAUUGUGAGAACCUCCUCAUGGGAAAGCAAGAGAAGUUGAAUGUUUUCAUGGCUUCCAAUACAUUGCAAUCAUCAUUUAGGUUUGCUCCUCCUAUGUACAACCAUGAGGACUGGGACAAGGGCACUUCUGCAAAUUCCAAUCUUCAAAUGACUUCUAUGAGUGGAAAUCCAUUCUUGGAUCCUCCAAACAUGGGUCCUAAUUCACUCAACACAUUUCCUGACUCUGCUCCAAGGCAUUGUGGAACUGCAUACCAACAUCAGCCUAACUUCUUUCAACUGCCAGCGGCACGCCCGUAUGAUAAUUUCUUGAAGGCCGCCGGAUGUUGAUUCACGGCAGAUGCAGAAAAUAGAGCAGCUAUGUCGACAAUGAAUUGGCAACAACAUUUAUCAAUUAUAUUUAUUCUUCUUCUGCUCUGACUUGCUUGGUGUAUAUCCUUUUAUUUAGUUGCAUCCUUGCAUUCGGAGCUGUUUAUAAAUGUAUAGAUAAAUCCCUUUAUAUGAGAGUGAGUUUGCAUUCUUUUUCCUUUUGUUUAUUGUCCACAUCUGAUUUCAUUAUGGGGACAUGAGAAUUUUGUAAAGGCAAUUUCUUGUAGAUGGAAAUUCCAAUCUGCUUAUCAAUCAGAAAGACAUGAGAAGAGUUUUAAUCUUAUUCAGAAUGUUCUACUUCUUCUUCCG